AAAUGGGUUGAAAAUUGAAUUAGGAUUAGAUUAUACUGAACUGGGUUGAGGCUCGCCGAGUUGAACCCCGACCUUUCUCUGGACUCGUCGUCCGAUUGGGAAGCAGUCUCUUUCUCACAAUGGUUUCAGCAAAUUAGGGUUUUGUAGCUUUGUUUCCUGAAAUCAAAAAAAAUGGCGACAAUGAAAACAAUCUCAGCAGCUCUGAAGCUCAUCGACGCUAAGAAAGAGAAGCUCCGAAAGGCCUUCGAAGACCUUCAAUCUCACUCUUCUUCUCUCUCUUCCUUCACUCUCACAUGGUCCGACCUCGACUCCCACUUCACCACCCUCCAAUCCUCCCUCGAACACCGAUUCAAACUCCUCCAAUCCCAACCCCAAUCCCAUCCAUCGCCCCAACCGCAACCCCCAUCUUCUUCUGCGAUCGUCCCCAAGGACUCGUCCGACUCGGGCUUCGCUCUGGCUCGCCCCGAGUUGAAAUCGUUCUGCGAGAAGAUGGACGGGUUGGGUUUGAGGAAGUACAUCGCCGAUCGUCCCAAUGAACGGUCCGUCAUUAGGGUUGAAUUGCCCGACGCGCUGCGGUGCGCGCCGGACGCCCCGGUGAUGGUUCUGGAUGCGAUGGAGGGGUUCUACAAGCCCGUUUCGGAGGGCGCUAAGAAUAUGAAGUAUGGUGACUCGGGUGGUGUGAAGAGGAGCUGUCUGGCGCUGUUGGAGGGUCUGAUGGGGUUGGAGCCGGAGAUUAAGGCGGAGGUGAAGGCGAGGGCGAUGAAUUUGGCGGUGGAGUGGAAGAAGAAGGCGAGGACUAAUGAGAAGAAUGUGUUGGAGGCAUUGGGGUUUUUGCAUCUCUUGGCAACCUAUGGAUUGGUGGAUGGUUUUAAAAGGGAGGAGCUUUUUGAUUUUGCUUUCGCUAUUGCCACGUACAAACAAGCCAUCACGUUGUAUGGAGUGCUCGGGUUCACGGAUAUGAUCCCCGAUCUCAUUCAAAAACUUAUUGAUAAGGGAAAACAACUUCUCGCCGUCAAAUUUAUUUUUGAGUUCAAGUUGACUGACAAGUUCUCUCCAGUACCCAUCUUAAAAGAAUACGUGAAGGAGGCAAAUAAUCUUGCUCAGAUAAUCCGCAGGGGUAAAAACAAGUCUCUUCAGUUAAUGAAUGAGGCCACAAUGCGAGAAACCGGUGCAUUGAAAUCAGUUAUCAAAGUCAUUGAGGACCACAAUCUUGAAUCCGAGUAUCCAAAGGAAAGCAUUGUAAAGCGUAUUGAGGAGCUAGAAGAGGAAAAGGCAGGAAGGAAACGCCCUGCCCCAAUGCCUCAGCGGCAGCAGUCAAACCAACAGAAGAAGAGUGGUGGAAGCAAGCGCCCUCGAACUACUGCAUCAGCUGGUCCAGCAGCAAUUCCAAAUAGUGUUGCUGAUGGCAAUUCAACUGUACCCACAUUUCAACAACCUAAUCUACAGGCGGCAGGUUUGUUGCCAGAUCAUCCUGCUCCAUUCUUUAGUGCCCCAGCCGGGCCUUAUGGCUUGGCAGGCUCCAAUCUUGCUGUUGCUCCAUUUUCGGGCUCAUUUGAUGGGCAGUAUGGUUUUUCCGGGUCCCCUUUUGGUUUCCCUGGGAACCUACCCCCUAGAGGGUCUCAUCAGUACCCAUCAGAAUUAUACAUGCCACCUGGUUUUGAUGGACCAGUUGCUUAUGGUGGAUAUGGUUUGCCACCACAACACCAUCCUUCUUACCAUCCACAGUAGUUCCUUGUGCGCUUCUGUGGUUGUGGAAUUAUGGCUUCGGAUGAUAGCAUAGCUUUUGCCCAACUAUAUAACACUGGGAUCAGAAAACAUAUUGUGCUUUUUUGAUCACCGUGAUUGUAUCAUGAUGACUGGAUUGGGUGAUUUAAGAUUUUUUGAAUUGUGUGCAUGUCAAGCUCACAUUAUAUGACCUAAACCAAAUUCUUUUUGGUGGUCCAGAUGUUCUUAAAUCAAUCAUGAAAUGUUUCGUGUUAGAUUGUUUAAGGGCUUCUAUAAACUGGAAGCCACAAGGAAGCUUUUCAUUUUUGUUUA
Molecule: messenger RNA, 2037 nt
Organism: Cornus florida
Lineage: Eukaryota; Viridiplantae; Streptophyta; Magnoliopsida; Cornales; Cornaceae
Product: truncated FRIGIDA-like protein 1
Exons: 3
Coding region: 172-1728 (518 amino acids)
Source: RefSeq, a predicted model, not a curated record